AUGAUAAUGUUCGCUGGGUGGAAAUAUUCAAUGUGGAAGUGACAGUAACGAUUCAUAAUAAUACAAGUGUAGUGCCAGUUCAAAAUUUUAGGAUGGCUGAUUCGAGAUAUUUUAAAUGCAAAUCACCCAAGGGACAUAGAGCAGGAGAAUUUUCAAGACCUAAAAUGAAGAAAUUAAAACAUAAUCGUAAAGAAGACAGCAAACGUCAAGUUGAAUGCAGGACUCCUCCAUUACCCUCCAGUUCAAGUUUAGAUGAAUUGCUCAAACAGCGAGAAAAUUUAAAAGAUGAACUGGAAAAAAUAACAACACUAUCUAAAUAUGAUCUAGAAAUUAGACAAAAAUUCCAUGACAAUGUAAAAACAUCACAACAUGCCACUGAGAGGAGUUAUACUGAUGAAAUAAAUUAUUCCAAUAUAAAAAGACAAAAAAAAGAAACUGAAGAAAAUCAAGAAUUUAUCGAAAGUCAUUUGGAUUCUGAUGAUGAAGAAAACAUUAUUGAGCUAAGAAGAAAACAACGUAAGGAGCUUUUGGAGAAACUGAAUUCUUCAAGCUUUAACAAACCAUGUGAUUAUGUUCAAGACAAUGAUAACAGUCUCAAAAAUUUACCCGAUAACAAGCAAAAUAAUGAACAAAUUCAGAUGACUUCAGAUAUGCCUGUAUCCAUAAAGGAAUCCACUGAUAUGUUUUCUGAAAAGGAAUUUUCUAACAGCAAGCUACACACUGUGAAACAAGACAACAGCAAUGCUGAACUUUCAGAUAACUGGGAUGAUGCAGAAGGAUAUUAUAAUGUAAAAGUCGGUGACAUGAUCGACUGCAAUAAAUAUACUGUAAAAAGUAUUCUGGGUCAAGGAGUCUUUGCAAAUGUUAUCUUAGCUCAAGAUAAUAAAAAUAAAACAGAAGUGGCAGUUAAAGUAAUGAGGACUAAUGAAGUAAUUUACAAAACUGGCUUGAAGGAACUGGCAUUAUUAAAAGAAAUCAAUGAUGCAGAUCCUGAAAAUAAACAUCACUGUGUCAAAUUCUUAAGAAGUUUUAUGCAUAAAAGCCAUCUUUGUGUUGUACUUGAACCACUUUACAUGGACAUGCGAAAAGUUAUUAAAAAAUAUGGCAAACAUACCGGUCUGAAUAUGAAAGCAGUUGUUAGCUACAGUAGGCAACUACUUAUUGCUUUAAGACUUCUAAAAAAACUUGGUAUUAUCCAUGCAGAUGUCAAACCCGAUAACAUUCUUGUGAAUGAAAAGAAGAAUAUAUUGAAACUAUGUGAUUUUGGUUCAGCAUCCAAGGUUGAUGAAAACGAAAUAACUCCUUAUUUAGUUUCGAGAUUUUACAGAGCACCAGAAAUUAUUCUAGGUGUAGCAUACAAACAUAGUAUAGAUAUCUGGUCAGCCGCUUGCACAAUUUAUGAAAUGACAACUGGAAAAAUAAUGUUUACUGGAAGUUCUAAUAACAAAAUGCUCAAGUGUUUCAUGGACUUAAAAGGUAAAAUUCCAAGCAAAAUGAUACGAAAAGGCAAAUUUAAAGAUCAGCAUUUUAAUUACAACAAUAGCUUUCUUCUUCACAAAAAAGAUGAACUAUCUGGCAGGGAAAAAUUUGUUGAACUCAGUAAUAUAAAUGCCACAAGGGAUCUCUUAACUGAACUAAAAAAGUCUCAUAAAAACACCACUCAAGAUGUAGAAAAAAAAUUGACGCAAUUGAAAGAUUUAUUAGAGAAGAUGUUAAUAUUUGAUAGCAACCAAAGAUUGUCAGUCAAUGAUUGCCUCAGACAUCCUUUCAUUCAAGAGAGCUUGAAUAAGUAA
This is a messenger RNA of Diatraea saccharalis (sugarcane borer), 1793 nucleotides long. The record is from the annotation of a GenBank genome assembly. NCBI's taxonomy places the organism in Eukaryota, Metazoa, Arthropoda, Insecta, Lepidoptera, Crambidae.